Brachypodium distachyon (stiff brome) is the source of this 384-nucleotide messenger RNA. RefSeq lists its product as uncharacterized. Bases 1 to 384 code for a protein of 127 amino acids. Gene Ontology annotation, biological process: DNA integration. Gene Ontology annotation, molecular function: nucleic acid binding. The transcript has a single exon. The record is from RefSeq and is a predicted model, not a curated record. Lineage: Eukaryota; Viridiplantae; Streptophyta; Magnoliopsida; Poales; Poaceae.
AUGCAGGAUGCUGCUGACAUUGUCACCCGAUGCGUGGCCUACCAGAUGUUCGCAACUAAGCCGCAUGCCCCGGCCUCAGAACUCAAAACAAUAUCAUUGGCUUGGCUUUUUGCUCAAUGGGGACUCGACUUUGUCGGACCACUUCAACGAUCAAAAGAAGGGGGUCAUACUUUCCUGCUUGUCGCCAUCGACAAGUUCACCAAAUGGAUCGAGGCAAUGCCCAUCACAAACGCCACGGGAACGACUGCCGUGGCGUUCAUCCGCUCCAUCAUAUUCCGCUUCGGGGUUCCUCACAGCAUUAUCACCGACAACGGGUCAAACUUCUUUUCUAACGAGUUCCAGGACUUAUGCAAAAGAUGGGGAUCCACCUCAAUUACGCAGUAG